Messenger RNA from Closterium sp. Yama58-4, 807 nucleotides. The record is from the annotation of a GenBank genome assembly. NCBI's taxonomy places the organism in Eukaryota, Viridiplantae, Streptophyta, Zygnematophyceae, Desmidiales, Closteriaceae.
AUGUUGCGCUCGCCUAGCCGUUCGUUUGUGAUAGCAGUCGGCAACAUCCCUUACGAUACUACCGAGGAACAGCUGCGUCAGAUCUGUGAGGAGGUCGGGCCCGUGGUUUCCUUUCGGCUGGUGACGGAUAGGGAGAGCGGCAAGCCCAAGGGGUACGGCUUUUGCGAGUACAGGGACGAGGAGACAGCACAGAGCGCGCGGCGGAAUCUCAACGGCUACGACAUCAACGGCCGGCAGCUCAGGGUUGACUUUGCUGAGAGCGACAAGAGCGGCCAGCAAACGGGAAAAGGAGGACCUACCGCACCAGGAUCUCAAGGAUACGGGUCCGCUCAACAGCAGCAACAGCAACAGCAACAGCAACAGGAACAGCAGCAUUCCGGCCGGUACCCCUACCAGCAGCAGCAGCAGCGCCGCUCCCCUCAACCAGACCCCUCGUUAUCCCAGCAAUCGUAUCCGUCUCUCACUCAGCCCAUUGGGUUUCCUGCUGCGAUAGAAGCAGCUUUCUUUGUAGCACAAGCGCUGGGAGCGCCACCACCGGUAGUGGUGAGGAAGCCAAGGAAGGGAGAUAUGGCGACGCCGGGAGGUGGGGAUGCUGAGUCAGCAGACCCGUUGACCAAUCAGCUUGCAGGGAUGUCCAAGCAGCAACUAUAUGACCUGUUGGCGCAGAUGAAGGUGCUGAUUCAGACCAAUCGGUCACAAGCGCGGGCCAUUCUGGUGGAGCACCCGCAGCUGGCCAAAGGCCUGUUUCAAGUAAGGCCUGUUCCUUUUGUUGAAGUCUUUUUUGGUAAAGCCCUCUUCGUUUUUUAG